Messenger RNA from Sinocyclocheilus anshuiensis, 1069 nucleotides. It is a transcript of the gene trdc, whose product is annotated as T-cell receptor delta constant. NCBI's taxonomy places the organism in Eukaryota, Metazoa, Chordata, Actinopteri, Cypriniformes, Cyprinidae. Bases 1 to 636 code for a protein of 211 amino acids. The record is from RefSeq and is a predicted model, not a curated record. The transcript has 5 exons.
AUGGAUCAUGGUGUUGUCAUGUACAGUCUGUUGAUUUGUAAGAAGAGUUCGCAGAACGGGACAGGGAACGUCUCUAAAGGUCAGGAGUGUUUUUGUAAGGGUUACGGUAGCGGUGCAUUUUCAGCUACUGACACCUUAACAUUCGGAAAGCCGAUAACCCUCAAGGUCAUACCAAAAGAUGCAGCGCCAACUCCUCCGUUUCUGUCCAUCUUGUCCCCUUUCAAUGGCAAAGGACCAGAUAUUUGUCUGGCCGCCGGGUUCUUUCCUCAAGAAAAGACUAUGACUUUGAAUGUGAAAGGGAAAGAACCUGAGAAUUUUACCACCAGCAAUGCACCUUUGUUCAAAUCGUCCAAAACCUAUUAUUAUGCUGGAUCCCCUGAUGAUGAAAUCCAAAAAUGCCAAAUGGAUGAAGAAACUGCAGACAAAACUCCUGACACUCCUGUCACGACAGAUAAACCCGAAAAACUGACUCCACAGUCUUGUGAAACAAAUGCUAGAACUUCUGCCUCAGGGUUCAUAGACACUGGUGAUCCAAAAAUGAACUUCAUGAAUCUUCUUGUGACAGGUCUGAGAAUUCUGCUUGCUAAAUGUGUUGCAGUUAAUGUAAUGAUGACUGUAAAGGCAUUCGUAUUUUAAAAGUUCAAUCCAGCCAAAUCAUCUGAAUAAUCUCAAUUUUGAACUGGAGCUUGAUCGAACCCUGACAAACAAACAAAUGCGGUUAUACAGUCAGUCACAGGGUCAGUAUUAAUCUAUAUUCUGUCUAAUAAUGUUAAAUGGAAUGAAAAAUACAAAUUGUUAGUAAUGUCUUUCAUAUAUAAAGAAUAUCGACAAACAUUGCAAACCUUUUUGACAUUUAGAAACAUUUCUGAAUUCAGUGGUGUAAUGUGCGUAUUGCUUUGCAAUGGUGUGUGUAUUUUCUGGCUUUAGUUGCAAACAGGUGCAAGUAAAUUUUUUGUAUACUUUUAAAUUUUUUACUUUUUUAAUUUUUUUACAUAACAGCAUUGCAUUGUUUAAGACUUUUACAUUGUCUAAUUGUGUAACGGAUUACCAUUUGACUUAACUAUUGAGG